This is a messenger RNA of Boleophthalmus pectinirostris (great blue-spotted mudskipper), 2766 nucleotides long. It is a transcript of the gene mapre3b, whose product is annotated as microtubule-associated protein, RP/EB family, member 3b. The transcript has 8 exons. Lineage: Eukaryota; Metazoa; Chordata; Actinopteri; Gobiiformes; Gobiidae. The coding region runs from base 396 to 1166 and encodes 256 amino acids. Gene Ontology annotation, molecular function: microtubule plus-end binding. The record is from RefSeq and is a predicted model, not a curated record. Gene Ontology annotation, biological process: protein localization to microtubule plus-end; regulation of microtubule polymerization or depolymerization; spindle assembly. Gene Ontology annotation, cellular component: spindle midzone; microtubule plus-end; cytoplasmic microtubule.
GAAAAGCCAUCAUCUGAACAACGGGACCGCCGUGUGAGGAAGACUGUGGUCAGACUCCACGUGUUGAAGCUGGAAGAGGAUUAUCGGAGGCAGAUUAUUGAGCCAGUGAACUACUGUCCGACUGGGCUUCAUCUGUGGGGCCACUUUCAGGAGAGCAUUUCUUUCACUUAAUAAUCAUGAGAUAUUCAAAUUAUAGCCCUUUAUGUUUUUGCUUUGAGACAGACGUAAAAAGAGUUAUUGCACAUAUUAUUGCACAUGUUUUCAUUAGUAAAGAUUCAAAAUGUUCUUCAGUAGAUGUAAUUCAUGUAUUUCCUUUGCCAUAGGUUUCUUGAAAGUGGCUCAGAACAAACCUGAUCAUAAAGUUUUCUCUUACUUUAACCAAGUGCAGCUCGAGGAUGGCGGUGAAUGUUUACUCCACAUCUAUGAACGUAGACAACCUGAGUCGCCAUGACAUGUUGGCCUGGGUAAACGACUCACUACAGCUCACAUACACCAAGAUCGAGCAGCUAUGUUCCGGUGCCGCCUAUUGCCAGUUUAUGGACAUGCUUUUUCCUGGGUGCAUACUGUUGAAGAAAGUUAAGUUUAACUCUAAACUGGAACAUGAAUAUAUCCAUAACUUCAAGGUUUUACAGGCUGCCUUCAAAAGAAUGAACGUUGACAAGAUCAUUCCUGUGGAGAGACUGGUAAAAGGAAAAUUUCAAGACAACUUUGAGUUUCUUCAAUGGUUUAAGAGAUUUUUCGAUGCAAACUACGAUGGGAAAGAGUACGACCCUGUUCUAUCUCGUCAGGGCUUGGAGGCAUCGCCGCUGCCCAACCCAGGACCAAUGAGAACAUCUCCCACAGGCCCCAAGUGUGUCCCUCCUCCCCAGAGGCAGAUAGCCACAGCGCGUAGGCCCCCAGUCACACGCAACGGAGGAGACGCUGAGCUGGUGGAGCUCAACCAGCAGCUUCUAGACAUGAAGCUCACUGUUGACGGCCUGGAGAAAGAGAGAGACUUCUAUUUUGGAAAGCUGAGAGACAUCGAAGUCAUCUGCCAAGAACAUGAAAACGAGAACAACCCCAUCCUCACUAAAAUCAUAGACAUACUCUACGCUACAGAGGAGGGCUUUGCACCACCAGAAGAUGAAGAUAUCAAUGAAGGCGCUCGAGACCAGGAAGAAUACUAGACUCCCUUUUUCCUUCACCACCCCACCACCUCUUCAUUCGCCUUGUUACUUACAUAUGUCCCUCCCAUUUGCUUUAGUUUUUACACUACUCAUUUCUCUCCCCAAACAUGACCUGGUUUGAACCACCUCUCUACAAAGGACACUACACCAGGCCUGCGUGUACAAAGGCCCAGCUUUGGCUUAACUUGACUUAUACUCUAACACGUUGCCAGAGUAGACAGCUGUACUGCUAGUGGCUGAUUUAUGGUUAAUAGCAUUGAGAUUAAUAGGAAUCCUGCACAUGUGGCCUGGAGCCAACCAUGCUGUCUGUCUGAAGAGAUACAACGGGCACUUUCUUCACAAAACAUCUGGGUUUUCACUGCAAAUUUAUGGAUAUUCUUAAAGGGAGUCCUGCUCAUAUACAAAUGCUUAAAUGGACAAUAUGCUGUGAUACUGAACUGGGAACCUUCAGUUGACAGAUGUUGCCAAGUUAGGAGAAGCAAACAGGAGUAAAGAUUGAAAAAUCUAGACAAUGAAGUCGCGCCAUCUAUUGAUAUCCAAAAAGUAUAAUUUGUUUUUUCAUUUGCUGAUAUCUUCCAAAUAGCACAAUAUUUUGUCUGAUAUGCAACAGGGAAGAUGCAUUGUCAAAGUUAUAGCUUGUUUAAAUACUUGGCAUAAUGUAAAAUAUAAGUUACAUUGUAUUUUAGGACUAUAUCGAUAUUGAUUCAUCAGUUUCUAUCUGUCUGCUUCCCCAAACUAAGCCUGUGAUAAUAUCUGUUACUGUGGGUAAGACAUUGAAAUGUAUCUGACCUAAAAAAUAGAACUGUCCCUUUAAGGAGGACUACAAAUGUGCAUAUAUAUUUUCAGCAUAUUUCAUAGACACGUUUUCAUCAAAGCCACAAACAUAUCACAGACUUUGAAGAGCUUGUGCAUAAGAAGUCAUCAUUCUGAGGUGAACACUACUUGUAUGUACUUCUUCAUCAACUCGUCUUAUCCGAGGAUCGCUCUUAAAUGGUUAAGAUUGCUUGAUUAUGAAACAGCAUGAUGUAUUUAUGUUUAUUUAUUUAUGUUUUUUUUUUUUUGAUCUGCUCUACACACUUUCAGAGAAUAAUGUGGUUUUGGAUUUGGGCAAUUUGAACGUCUUGCACUAAAUGUAGCAAAAUUGUUUGAAAAGAUCCAAAAUGCCAAGAUGCAGUUGCUGGCUGCAGCCAGAAUGAUACAGGAAGAUGCAAUUUUAUAUUUUAUAGAUUUGUUUUAAAGGUCUGUUUUGUAUUUGCAUUGAUUUGCUCAAAGGCCAAGUUGCAGGUUUCACUGAAAACUUAUUUAGCACAAAAGAAUCAGGCUUAAACAAUUGUUGUAAAUGAACAAAAACUGUACAGACACUACUAGAUACUAAUGUUUGACUGUGUUAAACAUUUUAGCUGCUAUCUCUUUUGUUUUACUGUAUUUAUUUACUUAUCAUCAUGUUUUGCAUAGCGUUUCAACAGCACAUUGACAGCUGGGCUAAGCUUGAUACUGGUUUGAGAGAAUAUUGUGCCCUCUCCCAGUUUGUUGUUUUGGCAGCCUCAUGUUAAACCUGCAUCAUGGAAUGAAAUAAAGCUCUGAGGUUCAGGAAAACUAA